GGAGAACUUCGCUGGCAGUAAGAGAAUAACACAGCCCAUUGCACAGAGAGAACAACAUGACGGAGAAGAACGGGGACGGUUUCAGUGAAGCAGCAGAAGAGGGACCAGGUGGAAUCCUUAACAAAAUGUUUCCCAAAAUGAUCACUCAGAGUGCCGCAAAGGACUGGAUUAAGGGGCGUCGGGCACAGAUCCGCCCAUGGAAAAAUUUUGUGGAUCAACGUCGUUUCUCUCGCCCUCCUAACUUCGGAGAAGUGUGUAAGCGCAUGACAAGGAAUAUCGAGCAUUUUCAAAGCAACUAUAUGUUUAUUUCCCUUGGACUCAUCUUGUACUGCAUAAUCACCUCUCCCAUGUUGCUGAUCGCUUUAGCUGUGUUUUUUGGUGGUUGUUACAUCAUUUACCUGAGGACCUUGCAGUCCAAGAUGGUUCUGUUUGGUCGUGAGCUCAGCACAGCUAAUCAGUAUGGAUUGGCAGGUGCUGUAUCAUUCCCCUUUUUCUGGCUUGCAGGAGCAGGUGCCGCUGUCUUCUGGAUUAUUGGUGCCACUCUUGUUGUGAUUGGUUCCCAUGCAUCUUUUCAUGAGCUAGAGGGAGAGUCUGAAGAACUGCAGAUGGAACCUGUGUAAUAGUCCGACACCGGGGUCAACCUUUGAAUCCCUGGAAGUGCAGUUUUCGGAGACUUUUAAACCCUGACUGAUUUUUAUAUCCCUGCUUCGUUCCUUUUCUGGUUUUGGUCCCCCCCCCCUUCCCAGCUUGCACUUUUGCAGCAGGUUUUGCACAAGUAUUUCUAAAGGUCAGUAAAUCCUCUCUGUGAGGUGAAAUAGAGCAAAUAAAAUCCCAUAGGAUUUUAUAUAUGCACAACACCAGGCUUGAAAAAACAGCUUUGACACGGACUGCAAGCCAUGGAAGACACGGAAAGAUUCAGUGCUAAAUACUCGUAAUCUCAAUUUGUAAACUUUACUGUGUCUGUCAUCUUGUUACUGAAAUAAUAAACUUGUAUAUAUAAUUA
Molecule: messenger RNA, 1003 nt
Organism: Xenopus laevis (African clawed frog)
Lineage: Eukaryota; Metazoa; Chordata; Amphibia; Anura; Pipidae
Gene: rabac1.S
Product: Rab acceptor 1 (prenylated) S homeolog
Cellular component (GO): Golgi apparatus; membrane; synaptic vesicle
Source: RefSeq, marked provisional